This is a messenger RNA of Alternaria atra, 717 nucleotides long. RefSeq lists its product as uncharacterized. Gene Ontology annotation, biological process: secondary metabolite biosynthetic process. Gene Ontology annotation, molecular function: oxidoreductase activity; flavin adenine dinucleotide binding. NCBI's taxonomy places the organism in Eukaryota, Fungi, Ascomycota, Dothideomycetes, Pleosporales, Pleosporaceae. The record is from RefSeq and is a predicted model, not a curated record. Bases 1 to 717 code for a protein of 238 amino acids. The transcript has 4 exons.
AUGUUUCCACGAACGACUGUAGCAGUCAUCGCCUUACUAGGCACCGCCAGUGCUCUACCCAGCGAUGUCGCUCCAGUGCACAAACGUGCCGACAAGAACACAUACGACUAUGUGAUUGUCGGUGGUGGUAUUACUGGACUUGUGGCUGCAAAUCGUCUUUCUGAAGACAAGAAGAACGUGGCGGCGGAAUUCAACAUGUCCUGGGAUCCUACGGCUUACGGAAACGGCCCUUUGAAGCUCGGUAUCUCGGAUUUCCAGUAUCCCGAUAUCAAAGACUACUUUAAAGCCUUCCAAGGUGCAGGCGCAAAAAUGCAGCUUGACGGUAACAAUGGAGAUGCGUACGGCGCGUCCUGGUGGGCUAACACAUAUAACCCCGAGACUGGCGAAAGAUCACACGCUCGUAACUCCUACUACGACCCUGUGUCGGCUCGCUCAAACUUGAAGGUUCUUUUGGAGACGCUUGCCACGGAGCUCGUAUUCGACAGUGGUGAGAAACUCACUGCGAAGGGUGUUAAGAUUACUUGCAAGAAGACGAACACGACACUGCCCACAUUACGAUGCACCUUCUUCCUGCCAUCUCUGAAGAGACUGUUCCUUGUUUGCGAGGGUAGUAGACCUACCCUCAUACUAACAGGACAAUUUACGAACAUUAGUAACGAGUUGAUCGUAGCGUAUGUGGUGUACCAGCAAGAUGGCCAGUUUCUUCUUACUACAUAG